AUGCCAGCUGCAACCCUUGGAGAGUCGGACGCGAAGUUCCCAACCAACACUGACGACGGUAUCCCCCCGCCCGCAACAGCAGAGAACCCCGGUCAGGUGUACCCCAAAUCUGAUCCCUCACCGGCACCUCGCGGUACCGUUCCUGGAACAGCACAGAGCGAAGAGAAAGCCGCAGAGAGCGAGCGCAUGGCAAAGGCAAAACGUCUCGUGGAAGAAGUGACCGGCGAUGCAGACCCACAGAGCGUGGACAGCGGAGGCAUGUUCAAGGAGUGA
Peniophora sp. CBMAI 1063 is the source of this 273-nucleotide messenger RNA. Lineage: Eukaryota; Fungi; Basidiomycota; Agaricomycetes; Russulales; Peniophoraceae. The record is from the annotation of a GenBank genome assembly.